CCCUUGAAAUGUCUACUUUAACUCGUCCAAAAUCACCAAGGACUCCCACUUCCGGGAGAUCAGACAAAGAAGAAAGUAUUUGGGAUAAGAUCGGAACGCUUGGAAGGAAGAAGCGCAUCAAGGAAGUGCAAGAAAUUCAAGAAGAGGGCAAGUUUGCCAUCGACUCCCCCGGUAGCCCAAAUGCACCUAUCAUACCUCCGGAGGACUACAACUUGGAGGACAACGAGUCUCGCUCAAUAAUUCAACCAGCAUCGUUGCAAAAUCCCAAAGUAAAAGAGCUGCUGCAGGUUCUCAUCGAUUGGAUCAACGACGAGCUGGUUGAGGAACGGAUCAUCGUUACCAACAUUGAAGAGGAUUUGUACGACGGACAAGUGCUUCAAAAGCUUUGGGAGAAACUAUCGAAUAACAAACUAAACGUGCCCGAAGUGACGCAGUCUGCCGAGGGCCAGCGUCAAAAACUGUCUGUGGUGUUGAACGCAGUCAAUCAUACACUUGGUUAUCAUCACAAUACACCAAAAUGGACAGUGGAGAGCAUACAUACAAAAAACAUAGUUUCUAUUUUGCAUUUGCUGGUAGCGCUGGUGCGCCACUAUCGUGCUCCAAUUCGCCUUCCCGACAACGUCUUCGUUACUGUGGUGAUGGUACAGAAGCUCAACGGAAAACUUACCAGCCAGCGCUUUCAGGAGCAAAUUACUCAGUCUUACGAUGAUGUCGGCAUGCGCUGCGAACCGGAUGCAUUUGAUACUCUGUUCGAUCACGCCCCGGAUAAGCUAAAGGUGGUGCAGCGAUCGCUGAUUUCGUUCGUAAACAAACAUUUGAACAAAUUGAACUUUGAAGCGGCCGAUUUGAACACGGACUUCAAAGACGGUGUAUUCUUGUGCCUGCUGAUGGGUCUGCUAGGAGGAUUCUUUGUCCCGCUGCACGAUUUCCACCUGACGCCAAAGGAUGCGGAUCAAAUGACGCACAACGUGGCGUUUGCUUUCGAGUUGAUGAUGGAUCAAGGAUUGAGACCUAAAGCUCGUCCCGAGGACAUCGUAAACAUGGAUCUAAAGUCCACCCUCAGAGUACUAUACACUCUCUUCACAAAGUAUAGAAAUAAUCCCUGAGCACUGCAUUACCGAAACUGGUCGAGGUGCAGCCUCCAUUAGACAGCUAACCAAUGUGCCUUCUGUUGUAUGUGAAGUAAACUUACAUAGAGUAUUAACAUGUAAGUGUUUAUUAUGCCAAAAUAGUUAAAACACGACUAGCCAGCGCCAGCAAAGGCAGUAACGUUUAAUUUCUUUUACUUGCAGAUUAUAACUAAUUGUAUUUAUAUACGUCUUUUUACCCUAACCGGUGCCUAAAGUGCCUAUAAUCGUGUUUGAUUUUUGACAUUUAAACGAGAGAUUUAAUCUGUAACGAUCAAUGUUGCUAAUGUUGUUGGUAAAUUAAAACACU
Messenger RNA from Anopheles nili, 1437 nucleotides. It is a transcript of the gene parvin, whose product is annotated as beta-parvin. Gene Ontology annotation, cellular component: cytoplasm; actin cytoskeleton; focal adhesion. The record is from RefSeq and is a predicted model, not a curated record. Bases 9 to 1106 code for a protein of 365 amino acids. NCBI's taxonomy places the organism in Eukaryota, Metazoa, Arthropoda, Insecta, Diptera, Culicidae. Gene Ontology annotation, biological process: actin cytoskeleton organization; substrate adhesion-dependent cell spreading; establishment or maintenance of cell polarity. Gene Ontology annotation, molecular function: actin binding. The transcript is spliced from 3 exons.